UAUAGCUUUUGCACAUAUUAGGGUUUCCAGUAUCCCUCCACCUAUAUAUUCCACUCUCUACCUCGGAGUUAGGGUUUAUUGUCACACCCCAGCCGUAGCUGCACUUUCGUGUUUGCAUUACUUCGGUUAUUGACAAUGGCGACUCAAAUGAGCAAGAAGAGAAAGUUCGUGGCUGAUGGAGUGUUUUUCGCGGAACUGAAUGAGGUUCUGACGCGAGAGCUGGCGGAGGACGGUUACUCCGGCGUAGAGGUGAGGGUUACGCCGAUGCGCACUGAAAUCAUCAUCAGAGCUACAAGAACCCAAGCCGUACUCGGUGAGAAGGGGAGGAGAAUCAGGGAACUUACCUCGGUGGUUCAGAAAAGGUUCAAGUUUCCAGAGAACAGCGUUGAACUCUAUGCGGAGAAAGUCAACAACAGGGGACUUUGCGCUAUAGCUCAGGCCGAGUCUCUUCGCUACAAGCUCCUCGGAGGACUUGCGGUUCGCAGGGCUUGCUAUGGUGUUUUGAGGUUUGUCAUGGAGAGUGGUGCCAAGGGAUGUGAGGUCAUUGUGAGUGGUAAAUUGAGAGCCCAGAGGGCAAAAUCCAUGAAGUUUAAGGAUGGCUACAUGAUUUCUUCUGGGCAACCUGUCAAGGAUUACAUUGACUCUGCAGUGAGACACGUGCUCCUCAGACAGGGUGUUCUUGGCAUUAAGGUGAAGAUUAUGCUUGAUUGGGAUCCUAAAGGGAAGCAGGGUCCUAAAACUCCUCUCCCUGAUAUUGUCACAAUCCAUUCUCCAAAAGAGGAAGAGGAAUACAUCAGGCCUGCUCCAGUUUUGGCCAAUGAUAUUGAGGUCCCUGUGGCUUGAAAAUACAUGGAGCAGUACUUUAUCUAAGCAAAUGCCUUUUUUUUUUCUUGUAUUCAGUGUUUUUGGUCAAGGACAUAUUCAAAAUUUUGUAGUUUCUUAAAGAAUUGAAGUCAUUUGUUUUAUCUUUUUUAUUAUACCUUUAUGCUAUGCAGUUUGGAUCUUAUACUUGUGAUUCAUUGCAUC
Molecule: messenger RNA, 1026 nt
Organism: Vigna unguiculata (cowpea)
Lineage: Eukaryota; Viridiplantae; Streptophyta; Magnoliopsida; Fabales; Fabaceae
Product: small ribosomal subunit protein uS3x
Biological process (GO): translation
Cellular component (GO): nucleus; cytosolic small ribosomal subunit
Molecular function (GO): structural constituent of ribosome; RNA binding
Source: RefSeq, a predicted model, not a curated record